UGUAGCAGGAGGGAGAGGUUCAUGAUGUUCUCCAGGCUGUGUUGCAAGGGAACAAUUGAGAAGGCUUAUAAGCACCUGUGGUGGCUGAGGCUAGAGCAAUUCCUAACCACAUCUUCCUUUGCAGGGGGGGUUCGCACGAUGCUAUGAAAUGACAGACCUCUUGAGCAACAAAACCUAUGCUGUGAAGGUUAUUCCUCACAGCCGGGUGGCUAAACCCCACCAGCGGGAGAAGAUCACCAAUGAGAUUGAGCUGCACAGGGACUUGCACCACAAGCACAUUGUCAAGUUCUCUCAUUACUUUGAGGACUCAGAAAACAUCUAUAUCUUCCUGGAGCACUGCAGUAGGAAGUCCCUGGCUCACAUCUGGAAGGCCCGCCAUACUCUGCUGGAGCCAGAAGUGCGCUAUUACCUCAAACAGAUCAUCUCAGGCUUGAAAUACCUCCACCUCAAGGGCAUCCUACACAGGGACCUCAAGCUUGGCAACUUCUUCAUCAAUGAAAACAUGGAGCUGAAAGUGGGGGACUUUGGUCUAGCUGCUUGUCGUGAUAUCUCUGACCAGAAGAAAAAGACAAUAUGUGGGACCCCCAACUACCUGGCCCCCGAAGUGCUGCUGCGACAGGGCCAUGGGCCUGAGUCAGAUGUGUGGUCUCUGGGCUGUGUCAUGUAUACUCUGUUGUGUGGGAACCCUCCUUUUGAGACCUCUGACCUCAAAGAGACCUAUAGGUGCAUCAAGCAGGUAGAUUACACCCUGCCUGCCUUCCUCUCAGUGCCUGCCAAGCACCUCAUCGCUGGCAUCCUGAAACGCAACCCCCAGGACCGCCUCACGCUUGAGGAGAUCUUGGACCAUGAGUUCUUCAAGGGGUACACACCUGAGAAGCUGCCUCCCAGCAGUUGUGUGAUGGCUCCGGAGCUGUGUCCCCCCAACCCAGCCAAGACUCUGUUUGCUAAAGUCACCAAGACGCUCUUUGGAAAGAAGAAACCCAAGGCCAAGAAGGGCUCUUCAGAGGACAAAGAUGACAUCUCCAAGCUGGUCACUGGGUUGAUGAAGACCUCGAUCUGCAGACAGAUGAGCUACAAAGCUCUAGAAGGGAAUGAGGCCACCCCAGUUUCAUGCCGCAGCGCCAGCUCCAGCCCUGUGGAGACAUUGGCAGAGGAGACAUCUCGCAAGUCCAUGUCCCCCUCUAUCCGGGGGACGAUGGCUAGCAGCUGUGAAGCCUUUGAAGACUGCGUCACUGCCUCUACUGUCAUUGAGUCAGCUGUCCGGCUCCUGCGGACCUGUCUGUCCUGCAUGCCCCCAGCGGACAGAAACCCCGCCUCCCUGGCCCGGCAUGAGCAGUUCGUCUGGGUGAGCAAGUGGGUAGAUUACUCCAACAAGUAUGGCUUCGGCUACCAACUCUCCAACCACAGCAUCGGAGUCCUCUUCAACGACGGCACGCACAUGAUGCUUUCCCCCAACCACAAGAUGGUGCAUUACAACUUUACCAACAGCAGACACAUUGCAUUCCCUGUGUCCAACAUCCCUGAGCAGCUGCAGGGGCAGAUGAGUGUCUUGCGCUACUUUGCAUCCUACAUGGAGCAGCAUCUCAUGAAGGGAGGUGACUUGCCCAGCAUAGAUGACCUUGGGCAGCCAGCCCUGCUUCUCCUGCAGUGGGUGAAGACUGACCAAGCCUUGCUCAUGCUCUUCAGCAGUGGUACCCUCCAGGUGAACUUCUACAAUGACCACACCAAGGUGAUCAUCAGCAAGCCUGACCACUCCUGCCUGGUCACCUACAUCAACCGGGAACGCAACUCCUACACCUACAAGCUGUGCAGCAUCCAGGAGCUGGGCUGUUCUCCUGAGCUCCAGCAGCGCCUCAGAUACGUACUGAAGCUCCUCCAGGAGCGGGCUGAUGCCUAGUUUGGGGCCUUGGGGACCCUCUCUGGACAUAGAGGUCUCCCCUUACCCUCCCAUGGGAUGGGAGGUGUGUUGUGGUGCUGGAUGACUACCUGGGCACCCUGUACUGCGAUGCUCAGUUGGACUCUUAUAGACCAAGACAUGUGGAUGUGGCCUAUGGCAGCUGGUCUAGGCACUCUUUGUCCUUGCUGCUCCUUGGCUCCUGGCAAUCACUGCCUCUGUGCUGGCAGCUCCUGUUCUGGUUGUGCUGGUCUUAAUGGAGUGUGCUGGGGAACUGGAGCAGAGCGAAGGGACAAGUGCCCUGCAACCUGUUUUGGAUUUGCAGCCUGGUGCAUCCUUGUGGUGGUUGGUGCUUCAGCCUUCCUUGGCCAUCACUUGCCUGCAGCCAGAGCUCUGGCUUUCCUGGCACUGGGCAAGUGCCCAGCUGCCAGCUUCACCUGGAAAUUGGGCUCAGGCAUAUUAACAGUCUCCAGAGUCCUGAGUGGAAGGCUCAGGGUGCUGUAGGAUGGGGGUAGCACUCCCCCACAUACACACAAGAGAUGGACGGGGUGAAGGGCAUUGCCUGCCUUGCCCAUGGGGUGUGUGGGCUGGUGCAUGCUGCUCCACAACUACUACACUAAGGAGGGGAGCGGGACAGGGCCCUUUGGGCUGUGCUAGGGCUGACUGCUCCAGCUACUCCUGAAUUUGUGAAUAGUCUGGUACAAAUUGAGGCUUGAUAGGGGGGAAAAAAGGGAUCUGAAGGCUUGUCUGGAGAAGCCCUCAUUUUGCUGGGACCUGUGGGAGGUUUCUUGUUUCAAGGCAGUCUCUGCUGGGUGGGACUAUUUAUGUAUCUUAUUUAUAUGGAUUUAUUUAUUUUCUUGUUGGACUCUUCAUGUGCAGCUCCUUGUCC
Messenger RNA from Struthio camelus australis, 2783 nucleotides. The record is from RefSeq and is a predicted model, not a curated record. Lineage: Eukaryota; Metazoa; Chordata; Aves; Struthioniformes; Struthionidae.